Molecule: messenger RNA, 1890 nt
Organism: Pararge aegeria (speckled wood butterfly)
Lineage: Eukaryota; Metazoa; Arthropoda; Insecta; Lepidoptera; Nymphalidae
Product: BSD domain-containing protein 1-like
Exons: 9
Coding region: 126-1298 (390 amino acids)
Cellular component (GO): cytoplasm
Source: RefSeq, a predicted model, not a curated record
AGUAUUGAAAACGAUGUCAAAAUUAAUUCUAAAUUUAGUGUAAAUACAUAACAAAACACAUAAAUUAUUUUGUGCUGAAAUCUAUGCAUUGUUUUCAUUCAAACAAAUAACUUAAACACAGCACGAUGGCGGAGAAGUGCGAGAUAAAUCCCAGUGAUGGUGCCAGUUCCCCAAAACGGGAGGAUGCAGCUAGUGGUAAUUGGUGGGACUCCUGGAUAUCUUCCGCUAAAACAAAGUCGGCAGAGGUGUACACUAUGGUGAAAAAAGAUCUUGAUGAAAUAGGAUCAGCAGUGAAGAGUGAAGCCAGUCACGUUUUUAGCUCAACUUCUAAUGUUAUCGGAAAAACUUUGAAGUUGGACAGUCCAGAAUCAACUGCUAAUGUUAUGAAAAAAAGUUUAAGCAGUUUUAUUGGUCAAGUGAGCACAGUAUUGAACCCUGAACCUGAUGAUGAAGAUGAUACAGAAGUAAUUCUGUCUUCAGGGGACACAACCAUGUUGUCGACAUAUAAAAAAGAACUAGAAGCCCUCCAACGCGUAGACGCCACAUACAUCGUCCCAGCGUACAGUCCAGAGUUCGAUGCCUGGCGUUCAAGUCUUGAGAACCCAGAGUCGGUUAUAGCUCCAUCCUCAGCCAUCCGCCGUUUGGAGACCAACCCUAUAUUGAAGGCAGAGUAUGAGAAGCUCGUACCUGAUGCUGUGUCAAAUGAAGACUUUUGGGAAAGAUAUCUGUUCCGCGUGGCAUUAUUGCAAGAUCGACUGGCAGCAGCAUCACGUAAACAACCGAUAGAGGAAACAACUGAGGACCCUGUGUUGGCCCAUUUGCCACUACAGACACCCAUAGAACAAAGCCCAAAAAAAGUUCUCUCUGACAUCACCAUAGAGCAGAACUACGACAGUCCAGAACCAGAAGACACUGUCGUCACCUGGGAAGAUGAAGAUUUCGCAAAUGAUGUAGAACUGACAGAAGAGCAACAAACUCUACUCCUAGAGGAAUACGAGAGAGAGAUUGCUUCUAAAAAAUCUAAACCCUCUCGGGAUGUCACAAACAAUAACACUAAAAAAGACGAAACAGAGACCAUAGACACACAAAAUAAUAGGACCACAGACAAAAAACGCAGCAUAGGCAAAAAAAAUAAAAAAAAAUCACCAAAUAAGGGGAAGACUGAUGAAUGCGGUAACAAUUUAGUUGAAGAUUAUUUCGGAGAUAAAGACCAGACUAAAGAUGAUGCGAGUGCAAAUUCUGAUGGAAGUUGGGAAAAAGAGUUUGAAUUGGAAGAAACGAUUGAACAGAAAGCCUGAUUUCUGGCUUACAUAGCUUCGGUGUAUGCGUCGAAAUAGCGAUUUAUCAUCGACAGUGAACAGAUUAAAACAAAUAUAAAGAGAUCGCAGACAAAAAAAAGCAUAAUACCACACAAUAGUUAAAAAAAAUGGACCAUAGACCAACCAGUGCUCUAUCAUUUUAUAGUAAGGUUGUGCGUAUCAACGUGUCUCAAUAAAUAAUCAAAACUAUUGCCUGUACAUUGUAAUGACUAGAUUUUUUAAAUCUUAUGUUCUUAUGUUUAACAGAUGAAAAAAACCAGAACCAAAAAAAAAACUGAAAUUGCGUAUCUAGACUAGACUAUAUUUACAACAAAAAAAAACACUACAACUACAAGAACAAUAGUAUAUUAUUGUAAUUUCGUAUACGUGUAAAUUCAAAACGAUAAGUUUUUUAGCAAAUUAUAUGUUUAAGUAAAAUUUACAGUCAAUAUUUCUUAACCUUAAGUUUAUUUAAAAGUACAGAAAUGCUUGUGUUUUAUAAAACCAUAACUGGCCUUCUUCCUUUCAAACUACAUCACCUGGUAUACAAAAUAAAUAAUGUGUAAAAUUAACUAAAUAAUGGAUUUAAUUG